AGCCGGGAAACGCUGGCGGCCCCAAGAGCUUCUGGGUCGCUGGCAGCGGCCUCAUCCUCCCUCACGCCGAAGCCCCGAUCCCUGCGCCCCGACCCAACUGCGCUUUCUCCGGCCAAGACGCGUGGAAACUACAACUCCCAGAGCGCAUCUCGCCGAGAUCGGGCCCCACGAGUCAGGUGGCAGAGGUCAGGUGACAGCGGACCCGCCUCUCCCAAAGUCUAGCCGGGCCGGGGAACACGGUGCAUUCCAGACCGGCACUUGGCGAGGCUCCUGCGUCCCCUGAGUGCGGUUCCCCGAGCUGGGGGCCCAGAUUGCUUUGGAGACGGUGAGAGGACCUUUGCGAGAGCGCCAGUUGACGUGCAGAGUGCGGGGCUCCGGGGGACUGAGCAGCACGAGACCCCAUCCUCCCCUCCGGGUUUUCACUCAGGGCGAAGGGAGGACUCCUGAGCCCUGCCUCUUCCAGUAACAUUGAGGAGGAUAACCGUGCUUUGUGAGAGCUCGCUACACGCCCUAAGCAACAGAGUUCUGAGAAAUCGGGAAACAUGAUAAGGAAUUGGCUGGCUAUUUUUAUCCUUUUUACCCUGAAGCUCGUAGAGAAAUGUGAGUCAACCGUCAGCCUUACCGUUCCUCCCGUUGUAAAGCUGGAAAACGUCAGCUCGACCAACGUCAGCAUUGCCCUGUGGCCACCAUUAAAUGCAACCCUGGUGAUCACUUUUGAAAUCACAUUUCGUUCCAAAAAUAUUACUAUCCUUGAGCUCCCCGAAGAAGUGGUGGUGCCUCCCGGAGUGACAAAUUCCUCUUUUCAAGUGACAUCUCAAAAUGUUGGACAAGUUACUGUUUAUCUCCAUGGAAAUCACUCCAAUCAGACCGGCCCAAGGAUACGCUUUCUUGUGAUCCGCAGCAACGCCAUUAGCAUCGUAAACCAGGUGAUUGGCUGGAUCUACUUUGUGGCCUGGUCUGUCUCCUUCUACCCUCAGGUGAUCAUGAAUUGGAGACGGAAAAGCGUCAUUGGUCUGAGCUUCGACUUUGUGGCUCUGAACCUGACGGGCUUCGUGGCCUACAGUGUAUUCAACAUCGGCCUCCUAUGGGUGCCCUACAUCAAGGAGCAGUUUCUCCUCAAAUACCCCAAUGGCGUGAACCCCGUGAACAGCAACGACGUCUUCUUCAGCCUGCACGCGGUCGUCCUCACUCUGAUCGUCAUCGUGCAGUGCUGCCUGUAUGAGCGCGGUGGCCAGCGUGUGUCCUGGCCUGCCAUCGGCUUCCUGGUGCUUGCGUGGCUCUUCGCACUUGUCACCAUGAUCGUGGCUGCAGUGGGGGUGACCACAUGGCUGCAGUUUCUCUUCUGCUUCUCCUACAUCAAGCUCGCGGUCACGCUGGUCAAGUAUUUUCCACAGGCCUACAUGAACUUUUACUACAAAAGCACCGAGGGUUGGAGCAUUGGCAACGUGCUCCUGGACUUCACCGGGGGCAGCUUCAGCCUCCUGCAGAUGUUUCUUCAGUCCUACAACAACGACCAGUGGACGCUCAUCUUCGGAGACCCAACCAAGUUUGGACUCGGGGUCUUCUCCAUUUUCUUCGACAUCGUCUUCUUCAUCCAGCACUUCUGUUUGUACAGAAAGAGACCGGGGUAUGACCAGCUGAACUAGCACCCAGGGACCCAGUGUGCACAGCCCCCAGCCUCGUGCCCUGCUGGGGAAGGCCUCACCCAGCGAAGGCCGGAGAAGCGGUUGGGCCCUGGCACGCAGGGCUGGCUCAGUGUGCGGACAGAGGAGAGCACUCUGCUCCUGGAGCCAGAGGCCGUUCAACAGCCUGCCUUCAUCCGGGCCCCUCCUGGGCCUCCCCGGCCAGGCACGUGGCACCGCCGCCUUGACACCGCCAUCUCUUUUCUUUAAGGCUUCAAGCAGCGCACACAGGCUCUGGCAGCCGUCUCAGGCAGGACUGGGCACCGAACUUGCAGCUAAAGGCCUUGCCCCAAACUACCAGCGUUUCUGCGAGCAGCUUGAAGGGCUGACCUUGCAGCCGGGAGAGCCCUGGGCACUUUGCUGCCACUGCUGCGUUCCCAGAGACCAAGCAGCCAGGUGCCGUGGCCAGUGGACUCAGAGGUGCUGGUGGAGGGACUAGCACUUUGGGGUUAGGCCGCGGGAUUCUUUCUGUGAAGGCCACUUUCCUGACACGCUCUCUCUACAUAACUCGGCGUCCGCGACUGCUGCCAACAGCUGGCCCUGCCCAGAGUAUUUCUGAGCCCUGAGGGGCCCGCCAGAUUGGUUCUGAAUUGGACUCAUGCCCAGAUUAGCAUACUAACUCCUUUCAGAUUUUGUGGAGGGACGUUUGGAAGUGGCUUACUCUCUUCCGCCCUCUCUGCUACCUCCACCUUUCCAGUCAGAUGGGCCCCACCUGAGCACACCCAGCCCCUCCUUACCCAGCAUCUGGGGUACAGGACACAUCCCUCUUCCGCAACCAGUCUGUGCCUUAGACGUCUGUUAGGCCUGCCAAACGGCGACCAGCUGCCCUGGAGGGAGGGCAGGCCCCCUUCUCUCUCUUUCUCCAGAUCCCUACCUGAGACUCACCAGUUUCUGGCCUGUUCAGGAGCCUCAGAUAAGUAUUUGUACUUGAGACCACCUCACACAAUUCGUAUGGGCCCAGCCCUGAUCUCAACCUCCUUCCCUCCACCCGAAGCUGUCGUCCUUCCUGUGGCAGGAGCGGGGGUCCCAGGACGUGCCUCGUACAUGCCUUGAGCUUGUCAGUCCACUGAGUUUUCUUCCAUGAGAACAACGCGAGGGGCCUACAUCUUGAAUUAAAACCUACUCGCUUCCUUUCUGCA
Rhinopithecus roxellana (golden snub-nosed monkey) is the source of this 2821-nucleotide messenger RNA. RefSeq names its product cystinosin, lysosomal cystine transporter (gene CTNS). The transcript has 12 exons. The coding region runs from base 543 to 1646 and encodes 367 amino acids. The record is from RefSeq and is a predicted model, not a curated record. NCBI's taxonomy places the organism in Eukaryota, Metazoa, Chordata, Mammalia, Primates, Cercopithecidae. Gene Ontology annotation, cellular component: lysosomal membrane. Gene Ontology annotation, molecular function: L-cystine transmembrane transporter activity. Gene Ontology annotation, biological process: L-cystine transport.